AUGGAAAAUGAACUAGUUUUAAGCGAAAAAGUAGAAGAACUAAAAAAUUUGAUAUAUGUGGAUGAUACUCCUUUCCAUCAUUUAGAUUUUGUGAAGGUACCAUGUAUCCCUUGCUGUGUCCUGCCUGGCUUAUCCUUUUUAAAUACUCGAGCCAUGGAGGAGCACAAAAACGGAUAUAGAAAAGAUGAAAUCAACGAAACGGAUGAAAUACUAGUAGAAUAUUUUUAUGCAAAGAGGCUACACAAAAAUAGCUUAGUAAAAAUAAAAUUUCCCGAAUGUUACGAAAUGGCAGGGGCUCUUUUAUCAGAUGCAACUGCAGCAUCAGUUGGAAAUUUGACACAUCUCUAUUUCGAAUUAGGAAAUGAAUUGUGCCAAAUGUUGCCGGAAAACGAAUGGCCAGUUGAGAAACUGGAAGAGUUGCUAUUGAUAGCAGAAAUGCGUAGAAGGGUUUACUUAAUGAAACAUAACGACCAGGUAGAUCAAACAUAUUUGGAAGGAAUGACAUUUAUGGAGAGAAAAAUGUUUAAUUCAUUUUCAAGGGGAACGGAUUUAGACAAACAAAAAGCAUCAUCAAAUAGGGAAAUUUUUAACUUUUUUGAAUUCGAUUUAUAA
This is a messenger RNA of Plasmodium gonderi, 612 nucleotides long. RefSeq lists its product as hypothetical. Lineage: Eukaryota; Apicomplexa; Aconoidasida; Haemosporida; Plasmodiidae. Gene Ontology annotation, cellular component: GINS complex. The transcript is spliced from 5 exons. Gene Ontology annotation, biological process: mitotic DNA replication initiation. Bases 1 to 612 code for a protein of 203 amino acids. The record is from RefSeq and is a predicted model, not a curated record.